UUUAGUUUUUUUACUGCUUCAUCUGUGCCAACACGCUUAUUUGCACUGAUUUCUUUUACAACAAUUGUACAUCGAGUGACCUGUGGAGAAAUCCAACUGCCGGGAGCAGCAGAAGACUUGGAGCCACGAUGUGCUGAAGAUGCGCCAGUGAGUCAGCUGAGUGAACAUAAGUGGGUGGCUGUGCAGCACUUGUGGUCAGAAUCAGAACUUUCUUUCAAUUGACUCGAAUGCCGGAUGGAGAUUUGAUUAGAGGAGUCUGGACUGUGUGCAAGUGAAUGUGAUUCAUUCCACAUUUCUUCACGUUCGCACAGAGUGCUGAAAGUGAAGAGGACAAGGAAGCUCAGCGAGAAGUGGAAUUAAAACAGUCACAUUCGGUGUGUUAAAGUUUGUGGAUUUUCGCGCGAAGCCACGACAGAAGGAGAAAUUGCGACUCUGCUGAUUCUCAUUUCACGAUCAAACACCUCGCCAUCGAGUCAAGUGACAUAGUUUUAUUUUCUGUGUCUCUGCAUUUAAAGUGUGUUAUAGAGCAUUUUUAUUGUGUGUGAUUCAUAGAGAGAAAGAGGAAAAUUCGCUCAGUGUUUCGUGGCUGCAAUGAUCUUUUAGUGCUUCUGAGGUGAUCCUGAAAGUGCUGAGAGUUGUUUUGAGUGCGUGGAAAACAUGGCCCGCGAAGGAAGGUUUCAAUUGUGUGACAAAUUGGCCUCAAUAUUGGUGAUAAUUGGCGUCAUUAGUGUCUGUGUUCACGUACUGGCUGUUGAUCUCGAGGGACCGAAUAUCUGCAAGCGUGAAGAAGAAUAUAUUAUUGAGGUGGUGACUGUUGAGAAGCAGGCGUACCAGGAACUUGUGAGCGAGUGGUGCUGGAAUGUGCCGCCGAAAUGCCAGAAAUACAAGAUAAGAUUCCGAGAUGUCAAUAAGACACAACCGAUUUCAAAGAAGAGAAUCAUCAAGGAUUGUUGUGAGGGUUACGGCAAGAAUGCGGCCGGAAAUCGGUGUAUUCCCAUCUGCACGGACUCGUGCCAGUUCGGCAUCUGCGUGGCGCCGGACGUGUGCAAGUGCGAGCCCGGCUACGGCGGCCCAUCGUGCGACAUCACCUGUCCGCCGAUGACAUGGGGCCGCGAGUGCACCAAGAAGUGCGACUGCGAGAACGAGGCCACGUGCGAUCCGUACAGCGGCAAGUGCAAGUGCGCCAAAGGAUUCAUCGGCGAGCGGUGCAGCGAGAAGUGUCCGUCGGGAAAGUACGGCGAGGGAUGCUCAGAGGUGUGCCGCUGUGAGAAUGACGGGGAGUGCGAUCACAUAUCCGGGGAGUGUGUCUGUCAGCCAGGAUGGUCAGGACCACUAUGCGAUGAGCAAUGUCCGGAGGGAAUGCAUGGCAAUCAGUGCAAGCAGGAGUGUCGAUGUCAGAAUGAUGGGAAGUGCAAUCCGGCGAACGGCAAAUGCGAUUGUCCGCCUGGAUGGAUCGGCAGUGUGUGUGCCAAUCGCUGUCCGCCGGGAAGUUUCGGUGCAAACUGUUCGCAGAACUGUGAAUGCUUCAAUGGAGCAUCUUGUCAUCACAUCUCGGGCGAGUGUGAGUGCGCCCCGGGAUUCAUGGGGGAGAAGUGCCUGGAUGCCUGUCCUAGUCAUCGAUAUGGUAUCAAUUGUGCCGAAGACUGUCACUGUGAGAAUGGCGCAAAGUGUGACCCUUCAGAUGGUCACUGUUCCUGCACGCUGGGCUGGAAAGGCGUGAACUGUGGCGAAAGGAUCUGCGAAGCGGACUUGUAUGGCGAGAAUUGCACAAACAAGUGCGAGUGCGACGCUGAACAUACGGAAAUUUGCCACCCGUGGACGGGGAAGUGUGACUGCAAACCGGGCUGGAGUGGAGAGUUUUGCGACCGUCCAUGUCCCAUUCUCACCUACGGACGCAAUUGUCAGCUGUCUUGCGACUGCCAAAACAGCGGCCAGUGCUCCAACAUCAACGGCACGUGCUUCUGUGCGGCAGGAUUCCGAGGAGAGCACUGCGAACAACCCUGCUCGACGGGCUUCUACGGUGAGAACUGCUCGCAGAAGUGCGAGUGCCAGAAUGGCGCUAAGUGCAACACGGAGACGGGACAGUGCUCGUGCGUGGCCGGCUGGCAGGGACACGCGUGUGAUCGGCCGUGUGCUCCUAAGGAUGAGAAUGACAUCCUCACGUACUACUAUGGCGAGGGGUGCAAUAAGAGGUGCGACUGCCGCAAUGGGGCCGCGUGCAAUCCGCAGAACGGCACGUGCACCUGCAGUCCGGGUUGGGAGGGUGAAAACUGCGAGAAGAAGUGUGAUUUUGGCUUCUUCGGCCAGGAUUGUCGGCAGAAGUGCGAAUGCGUGAACAGCAACACGCAUCACUGUGAAGCGACCACGGGAAAGUGCCACUGCAAGCAGGAUUGGGGAGGUGUCCAUUGUGAGACGCAAUGUCCCAUGGGAACUUAUGGCGAGCAGUGCGAGUACAUUUGCACCUGCAUGAACAAUUCAUCGUGCGAUCCGGCGACUGGAAAGUGCGUGUGUUCGCGCGGAUGGACGGGAUUUGAGUGUCGAGAUCCGUGUCCGCAGGGCUUCUAUGGACUGGGCUGCAAGGAGGAGUGCCCGAAGAGCAAUCACGGCAACGAGACGACAUGCGAUCACAUCACGGGAGAGUACAAGUGUCGUCCGGGAUACAUGGGACUCAUGUGCGAGCAUCCAUGCCCGGCGAACACAUACGGAGCGCAGUGCAGUCUCAAGUGUAACUGCUUCCACGGCGCCGAGUGCUCCCACAUCACGGGACAGUGCAAGUGUCUGCCCGGAUGGACGGGUGCCAACUGCAAGGAUCCGUGUCCGGACAACUACUACGGCAACAACUGUGCCUUCCAGUGCAAGUGUGGGAAGAAUGGCAAGUGUCGCAAAAACGACGGCGUGUGCGUGUGCAAUCCGGGCUUCAUGGGGCCGCGCUGUGAUGAGCUGUGUCCGGAAGGAUUCUUCGGGCAGCACUGCAUGGAGUUGUGCAACUGCAAGUCCAGCCAAUUCGUCUGCCAUGCCGCACAUGGUUGCGUUUGUAGGUCGAAUUUCAAGGGGACAAACUGCGAUAUUCCGAUAAUCAAUGGACCAGAGACUAUCAAAGCGGAGGAGACGACUUCUGCCAGUCUUGUCUUUGGCAUCAUUGGAGCCUGCAGCAUUGUGUUGUUGAUGUUCAUCCUCUUGCUGCUGUACUACAGACGACGCAUAGCUAAUAUGCGAGCGGAGAUCGCUGUUCAGUAUUCAUCAGAUCCGCAAGCAUUCCCGGAUCGCCAUCACUUCGACAAUCCUGUGUAUGCCUUCCAGGGGCAGCAGGAUAACAUUCGCCUGCUGAACAACAUCAUUAAGCCAUCCAGUGUGAAUCGGUGCAAUGAGACUGACUCGACCAUCAGCAAUGGCAGUCGAGCUGGAGCGUAUUCCAUCAAUUAUAGCUCGGACAUGUCGCAGAAGAACCUGAACGCUGACCUCACGAAUCCCAACAUCUAUCACAGCAUCGAUGAUCCGAGCAAAGAGGAUCACGUGUACGAUGAGAUCAAGCAGAAAGAGGAGUACAAGGACUUCGAGAAAGAAUACGAUCAUCUGGAUUACGCGCGUCCGGGCAGUUCUUUCAAGCCUCACUACCAUCGCAUGGCGAACAGCCUGAGCCAGCAGAAGGAGACGAAUCUUCCCAAAGUCAUCAACACUGCACCGAACCAGCCGAGUGACUCCACAACAGUUGACAUCACGCCACCGCCAGAAACUGCCUCGGAUGAGGAGCGGCCAGAGAGGCACGAUUGAAGACAACGCGUGUGCGCAUUGACAAUAAGAGCCAUGAUUUAAUGUGAAUUUACAGGAGUUUCGCGACUGCGUUCUUGCUCAAUAUUAUCUGCAGAGAAAAGUAUUUUAUAGUGUUUCACACGACGUAAAAGUCAAGUGCCAAGUUUUUAGUGUUGAGUUUCCAGUUAGGAAUUCAAUGGGCGAAGAAGAAAUCAUAUCUCACAACUAAUGAAAAUAAUUGUAAAUAAGAAUUAUAACAAAGAUCGUGGUCAAUUGCUCAAAAAUCCAUUAGAUGAAUGUUCCAAAUUACGGAAAUGUGAUAUUACACACGCUAAACAGUGUGAGCUGCAAAAGAGUUCAAGAAACUCAUCUCACCUGAUAAUUUAAUUCAAUUAACACAUUUUGGUGUGAAUCACAUAAAUUGCGCUUGCAUUUCGUUUCCCACUCGUGUCAAAAUUCUUUUGAUUAUUUCCCAAACACACUUCGGAAGUUGAUAUAACAUUAUUGUUCGCAAAAUGAGGUGAAAUUCUGUGAUAUUUACUGAUUUCUGAUAUAUCAUUCAAUUCUCUGGAAGAUUGUUGAUUUUUUUUGUAAGUGUUCUUUUAAUUGUUGGCAAUUCACUGAUGAUUUUUUCAAGCGCAAUAUUACCUCAGAAAUUGAUAAAGUUUUGGAGCCAAUUAAGAGGAGAUACUAAUUACGUAAGAAUACAAUUGGGUAGGGCUUAAAUCUUUGAAAGUCUAAUUAUAAAUUCUAUUGAAAAUCGUUAGGAAGAGCAAGAGUGAGAGCAUUUUUUAUAAUCAAGUUUUCGCGUGUGCGCUUCUUGUGAGUGUCGAAAGUUCAUCAUUGAGAGUAUGUUGUGUGUAUACAAUUUUUGAAAUAGACUAAUUAUCACUGAAUAGGUAUAAUUAAUACUCCUACGAAAUCAGUUUGUGUGUGAGAAUUGGAGAGGAAAUAUUCCUUACCCGCGAAAAAUCCCUUUCAUUUUGUGCUUCUAUUGAUUUUAAUUUAAACGAGGAAGAGUGCAUUUAUUUAUCGACGCACAGAGUUUCACUGUGACUAUCGCUUUUGAGUGGCUCAGGAUGUAAAAUAGGGUUCUCUCUUAAGUUAAGAGAACAGUCUUGAUGAGACGCUCUUUAGUAGUGUGGUUUGAUGAAUAUUAUUACAAUAUAUAAAUAUAUUUUAUAGGAAAUAUAUAUUUUUAGAGUAUUUUUUCUAUAGAAUAAUUAUAUCUAAGUGUGAUUUGAACUUUUAAUAUAUACAAUAUUAGGACAAAAACGUCAAAUAAAGAUUUUAUGAG
Molecule: messenger RNA, 5047 nt
Organism: Phlebotomus argentipes
Lineage: Eukaryota; Metazoa; Arthropoda; Insecta; Diptera; Psychodidae
Gene: drpr
Product: protein draper
Exons: 9
Coding region: 658-3771 (1037 amino acids)
Molecular function (GO): scavenger receptor activity; protein binding
Source: RefSeq, a predicted model, not a curated record